CGAGUAUGAGGCUGUCAUCUGUUCGAGGCUGUGCUGUGAGAACGACGCUGACAUGUGGGGAGACAUGUUGUCUUGCUGCAUCUCUGGAUGAGCUGCUGCAAACCUAAACCUCAGUGCGAUCACUCGCUGCUUUGACCACGAUGACGGACACACGACUGAUCUCAGGAGCAUUCGACCAAGGUGGCAGCAGCAGUGACGGAGGCAGCAGAUCCUCCGAUCAUCCACAUAAAGGGAUAGUGUUGAAGCCGAUGACUGUGGGACUCUUAUAAACUGUCAACAAUACAAUGAACACCACUGUUACACCAUCAGACCUGGUGGAUGUGCCGAGACAUCAGUCCGUCAAUGGCACCCUGGGCAACCAAACUCCAUCCGGCUGGGCCGUGAUUCACACCGCCACCUUGACCUUCUGCUCCCUGCUCCUGAUCUUCAUCUUCUGCCUGGGCUCCUAUGGGAACCUCGUGGUGUUCCUGUCCUUCUUCGACCCGGCCUUCCGCAAGUUUCGCACAAACUUCGACUUCAUGAUCCUCAACCUGUCCUUCUGUGACCUGUUCAUUUGCUGUGUGACUGCUCCCAUGUUCGCACUGGUGCUCUUCCUGGAUGCAGGCGGAGGGGACGGCGUGUCGAAGAGCUUUUGCUUUGCCUUCCACCUGACCAGCUCGGGCUUCAUCAUCAUGUCCCUGGAGACGGUUGCUGUGAUCGCCCUGCACAGACUGCGCAUGGUUUUGGGACAGCAGCCCAACCGCACCGCCUCCUUCCCCCGCACGCUGGUCCUCACCGCCCUGUUGUGGACGUCCAGCUUCACCAUGGCCUCCCUCCUGACCAUGAGAGCGUACCCACAUAGAGAUGGACCCUGCUUGCCCUACUUCGGCCUGGGAGGUGGACAGGCAAGGGUUGUGUUGUAUGUCUAUCUGGCAGACUUUGCCUUUUGUGUAGCUGUGGUGUCUGUGUCCUACUUGAUGAUUGCGCAAACCCUGAGGAAGAAUGCACAAGUGAGGAAAUGCCCCAUCAUCACAGUAGAUGCCACGUGUCCUCCGCCCCCUCCACCUCUCAUUGCAGCAGGCUUUGAGAGCAUGCAGUGUGCUGUCCAAGGCCCCUCUCUGUACCGCAACCAGACUUACAACAAACUGCAGAAUGUUCAGACACACUCAUAUGCCAACAGGACCGGCCACCCUCUGGUCCCCGGUGCUGCCCAAGGAGCCACCUGCUGUCAGUUGGUGUCUACGGUCAACUUGGCCACAGCCAAAGACUCUAAGGCAGUGGUCACCUGUGUUGUUAUAGUGUUCUCUGUGCUGUUGUGCUGCUUGCCAAUGGGGGUUUCACUGGCACAGGACGUUUUGUCACCAGAAAGCAGCUUUGCACAUUACCAGUUUGAACUGUGUGGCUUUGUGCUCAUUUUUCUCAAGUCGGGCAUCAAUCCCUUUGUGUACUCGCGCAACAGCGCGGGCCUCCGCCGCCGCGUGCUGUGCUGUAUUCAGUGGGCGGCGCUGGGCUUUCUCUGUUGCAAGCAAAAGACUCGUCUGCAUGCGAUGGGGAAGGGCAGCCUGGAAGUCAAUCGCAAUAAAUCCUCCCAUCAUGAAACCAACUCGGCCUACGUGCUGUCUCCCAAGCCACAGAGGAGGCUAGUGGACCAGGCCUGUGGGCCCAGUCACUCCAGGGAUUGCGUUGGUAGUCCAAGGGCCACAGGUGCUCGCAAACCUCGCCCCCCCAGCACCUCUACACCCAUCAACACCCGCAUUGAGCCCUACUACAGCAUAUACAACAGCAGUCCCUCUGCAGGGCCCAGCUCCCCCACCAGCCUGCAGCCUGUCAGCUCUCAGACAUUUGCCUUUGCCAAGUCAUAUGUAGCCAUGCACUACCACACUCACCAAGAUGCACUGCAAGACUUUGAGAGCACCUCAGUGCACCAGAUUCCCAUUCCCUCAGUCUGAUCCAAGAGAUCUCAAACAAGGAUUUGGACGAUCUCACCCUGGCUUUAAAUCAAAUGUGAAUCAAAAGAGGAAUAUGGACAGCAUCCGAUGUAUGUAUCUGGGAUCAUAAUCAGUCUCUAGUUCUCUUUUACAGUGGACGUACAUGUCGAGUUUUCUUGAGUGGAACAUUUACAGAACCAGUCAUAAGCUUUGCCAUGAAAACAUGCAAGAGAUUUUUGCAAAUGAGAGUGUCUGUUCUAAAAAGUUAUUUAAUGUUACUGAAUUAACUUUCUUUUUUCUUUAACACAUGCAUUUUCACAUAAAUCUGCCCCUGCGUUGUACACGCAUGUGCCGUCAUAACCCAAGACUGUAGUUUGUCACUGCAGCGACCGGCUGCAGCUGCUGGUUUCACUGCUGCAGAGUCUUUGGCUGAAGUUGCUGUGAAACCCCGCACAGGCCCACACAUGGAUGUCGAUGGCAUGUGGCUGC
Paralichthys olivaceus (Japanese flounder) is the source of this 2396-nucleotide messenger RNA. RefSeq names its product G protein-coupled receptor 75 (gene gpr75). Gene Ontology annotation, molecular function: C-C chemokine receptor activity. Gene Ontology annotation, cellular component: membrane. Gene Ontology annotation, biological process: G protein-coupled receptor signaling pathway. Lineage: Eukaryota; Metazoa; Chordata; Actinopteri; Pleuronectiformes; Paralichthyidae. The record is from RefSeq and is a predicted model, not a curated record.